AUGCCACUUGAAAGACUAGUCCAUUCACAGCUUAAUACCUUCCUGGAGCAAAAAACCUCCUCAAUCCCUUCCAGUCCAGUUUCCAAUCACUGUAACAUAAUCACUGGUGCUCGCAAUAGUGAUGAAUCUCUGGAUCUGUAUAAUGAGUUUAUUGCCUUAUUUGGAGCAGAUGCAUCCAAGAAGUUGAAGGAGCUUUACCAAUUUGUUACGGGCCGUAUACCUUUACUCCUCCAGCAUCUCUUCAUUUCGGUGGUAUUUAGGAGGCAGCUGUUAAAUCUGCUAAGAGACACCGUCUUGCCGUUCUCCAGGAUCAAGCGUUGA
Messenger RNA from Nezara viridula (southern green stink bug), 321 nucleotides. The record is from the annotation of a GenBank genome assembly. NCBI's taxonomy places the organism in Eukaryota, Metazoa, Arthropoda, Insecta, Hemiptera, Pentatomidae.